Messenger RNA from Medicago truncatula (barrel medic), 2874 nucleotides. RefSeq names its product pentatricopeptide repeat-containing protein At1g69290. The coding region runs from base 37 to 2031 and encodes 664 amino acids. The transcript has 2 exons. Gene Ontology annotation, molecular function: protein binding. The record is from RefSeq and is a predicted model, not a curated record. NCBI's taxonomy places the organism in Eukaryota, Viridiplantae, Streptophyta, Magnoliopsida, Fabales, Fabaceae.
AGCAAUAAUAAUCGAAAUGGUCGAAUGAAAUGAAUAAUGGCGAAAAAACUUAUGAAGUUGAAUGUUGUUCCAAAUAGAACAAGAUCAUUCUCCUCUGAAACUCCAUCUCUUUACUCAUUUCUUCAACCUUCUUUAUUCAAAUUUAAUCUCCAUAAUGAUAAUGAUAAUGAUAAUGAACCCCAUAAUCUCCCAACUUCACCACCCCAAUCACUCUCUCUUACACAUCAACAACUCACCACUCUUCAAACAACUCUCCACAAAUCCCUUAUCACUUCUCAAACCGACGAAGCUUGGAAAUCUUUCAAAACCCUAACAACCCAUCAUUCCUUCCCACCUAAACCCCUCACUAAUUCCCUUCUCACCCACUUAUCCUCUCUUCCUGACAACAUUCUCAAUCUCAAAAGAGCUUUCGCUUCAACCCUCUUUCUCAUUCAAAAACACCCCAACCUCCUCGAAUUCAAUACAAUUCAUGCCAUCCUUCUUUCCAUUAAAUCUGCCAACACUGCUCCCCCUGCUUUUUCACUUGUCAGAUCAAUGUUCAAAUAUCGUUUUUUCAUUCCUUUUCAUUUGUGGGGCGGCGUGCUCGUUGAUAUUGCUAGAAACAAUGACAACCUUGCUGCCUUUUUACCUCUUUUUGAAGAAAACUGCAGGGUUGCUUUCGAUGAGAAACUGGAGUUUAUGAUACCUGAUGUUGCUUCUUGUAAUGCUGCUCUUGAAGCCUGCUGUUUUUGCCUUCAAUCGGUAACUGAUGCUAACAGAGUUGUUGAAAUUAUGUCCAAGCUCGGUGUUAAGCCUGAUGUGUUUAGUUUUGGAUUUCUUGCUUAUUUAUAUGCACUUAAAGGGUUACAAGAUAAGAUAGACGAGUUAAAAGUUUUGAUGGUUGGUUUUGGCUACUCCAAAAACAAUAAAUGUUUUUAUUCUAAUUUGAUUAGUGGCUAUGUUAAGUCUGCUAAUUUAGUUUCUGUAGAGUCGACAAUUCUUAGCAGUUUGAAUGAUAGAGAUGAUGAGGGGGAAGUUUGGAGUUUUGAUAGAGACACUUUUUGUUUAGUAGUUAAGGAAUAUCUUCAUAAGGGAAAUAUUAAGGGUUUAGCUAAUUUGAUUAUCGAAGCUCAAAAAUUAGAGUCUUCGAAUAUCAAAGUUGACGAGUCUAUAGGUUUUGGUAUUGUUAAUGCUUGUGUUAGUAUUGGAUUAUCAGACAAAGCGCAUAAUAUUCUUGAUGAGAUGAAUGCUUUGGGAGGCUCUGUGGGUCUUGGGGUCUAUGUGCCGAUCUUGAAGGCUUACUGCAAAGAGAAUCGAACUGCGGAGGCUAGUCUAUUGGUGACCGAGAUUAGUAGUUCAGGUCUAAAGUUGGACGUGGAAACCUAUGAUGCUCUGAUAGAAACAUCCAUGUCCGGUCAAGACUUUCAGUCGGUCUUUUCUCUGUUUAGGGACAUGAGAGGGGCGAGGGUUCUUGAUUUGAAAGGGAGUUACUUGACUAUAAUGACAGGUUUGAUGGAGAAUCAUCGACCUGAAUUGAUGGCAGCUUUCUUAGAUGAGGUGGUUGAGGAUCCUCGUAUUGAAGUGGGUACUCAUGAUUGGAAUUCUAUAAUCCACGCUUUUUGUAAAGCCGGGAGGCUAGAAGAUGCAAGGAGAACUUUUAGAAGGAUGACAUUCCUGCAAUUUGAGCCGAAUGACCAAACAUACUUGUCCCUGAUUAACGGAUAUGUUUCGGCAGAAAAAUAUUUUGAUGUAAUGAUGUUGUGGAAUGAGGUUAAGCGAAAGUUAGCAGGGGAUGGGCCGAAGGGGAUCAAAUUUGACCAGAAUCUGGUUGAUGCAUUCUUGUAUGCUAUGGUCAAGGGAGGUUUCUUUGAUGCUGUGAUGCAAGUUGUGGAGAAAUCUAAAGAGAUGAAAAUAUUUGUUGAUAAGUGGAGAUACAAGCAAGCGUUCAUGGAGACACAUAAAAAGCUCAAAGUGGCCAGGUUAAGGAAAAAGAAUGUCAGAAAAAUGGAAGCGCUUAUUGCUUUUAAGAAUUGGGCUGGCUUAAAUGCAUGAACUGUAUCCACAGCUGAGUGACCUCUUAUCCCAUGGAUUAAACAACCACUUCAGGAUAAAACAGAAUUUCUCUCUCUCUCGCCGUCGCUAUUGAAUCCGUGACUGUUGGUCUUACCGGUCUUGGUGGUUAGGGAAAUGACAGUUAACGAAGGAUUCAUUUCAAAAUGGGAGUUCUUUCAAGAAGCGUGCUUUGAUUUCACAAAUUCAGAACACUUCAAUUUUUUACAUACUCUGAUAACAACAGAAGUUUUACCUGGCGGGAACAGGGUGAUGCUUCAAUUUCACAAUUUUUUCCUUCAAUAUCAAAGUGUGUACAGGAAUAGUUUUUCUUUUGCCUUAUAGUUGAGUUUGUGUAAAUUUCAGUAUUGCUCAUUUAUGUUUUUCUUCUAUGUUCUUUCUAAUGUUUUCGAGGUUUGUUUUUUAUUGUGGAUUUUUCAGGAUAUGCCUCUUUAUAGACUGUUUUAUAUGUGUUUGGACAUCAUAUUAUCAGUUUAAAUAAAUUAAGUUGGUUGUAUUCCCAUUGGACUUAAAAAUUUGGUUUUUUUAUGAUGCCAGUUUAUUUUGUAUGAUCAAUGUUUUUUAUUGUGUUUCUUAGUGGAAUUUUCAUCAGGCCGUUUCUACGGUAAAAGAGAUGUCAGAUUUUGUGGACUAGUAGAAGAGAUAUCAGUUCUUGAGUGCUACAUUGUGAGCAGACUAGUAGAAUGGAUGUAAAGCUGUAAAAUGUAAAAGAGAAAUCAGAUUUUGUGGAUUGUGGUUUGAAAAGAAACUGUCUUAGAAAGGUUUUAACGUAGUAAGCUUUAGGUUGUUGAUAAUUUUCUUUGGAAGAUAUAUUGUUAAACUUCA